Vigna radiata var. radiata (mung bean) is the source of this 3125-nucleotide messenger RNA. Its product is annotated as probable transmembrane GTPase FZO-like, chloroplastic. Gene Ontology annotation, biological process: thylakoid membrane organization. The coding region runs from base 781 to 3003 and encodes 740 amino acids. The transcript has 11 exons. The record is from RefSeq and is a predicted model, not a curated record. Gene Ontology annotation, cellular component: chloroplast membrane. Gene Ontology annotation, molecular function: GTP binding. NCBI's taxonomy places the organism in Eukaryota, Viridiplantae, Streptophyta, Magnoliopsida, Fabales, Fabaceae.
GAACCUAGCGGUGGCAAGCUCUAUGAAGCUGCAUGCUCCUUGAAAUCGCUGCUUCAAGAUCGCGCGUAUUUGCUCGUCACCGAGCGCGUCGAUAUUGCUGCUGCCGCUGCCGCUAGUGGGGUUUUGCUCUCUGAUCAAGGUUGUUUUUAACUCUCUACUUAAUCCGGAAAUUAGUGUACAGCGUCUGUUUGGAGGAUCAUCUCCAGUCAGGAUUUGUAUUUAGAAAAAUAGAAAGAAAAAUUGAUAUUAGAUUCUUCACAAGCUGAAUAAAUUAAUUUUUAGAAGAUUUUUACAGCAUCGAUUUAGUUUAGGUUUUAAAGCUGCAGACCCAAUUAUAUAGGCUCGAGUAGUGGAUCUGGGCACAUGGAACACAGUUUGACUCCAACCAUUCAAAUUUGUACCGUUUUAUACUUUUUAUUAUGUUGUGCAAUAUUAUGAUUGUGUAACUGUAUUUCUGAUUUUUUUAAUUAUUCAUUAAUUUUCUUUCAUUUUAUUAUGGUGUCUUGUUUUUUCCUUUUUCUUUCAAUAUUUUCUAUUUUUUCAAUGUAUUUUAUUUUUCACUGAUAGACAAAAUAUCCUGACUUGACCUGCAUAGCUCUGGUAAGUUUGGGCCAAUAUUCCCUAAUCUCCACCCAUGUCGAUGCCUAUCUUACGUUCCACAUGUUACCUGAGUUUUUCAAUUUGCGAAGAAGGAAUGAAUGAAACACGAUAGAUGUCACUAGAAAUUGAUCAGGACCAUGGACUCGUGCUGGUCUUCCCACUGUUGUUGCCAGGAGUACGAUGCUGGAUUCAAAAUCUGAAUUGGUGGUUCUUCCAUUGGUUGCUAGGAUUGUCCACACUGUCGAUGCUGCAAUAAAUGCGUCUAAAUCAGAAGGUGCUGAUUUUCUUAUAUAUGGCGGUGGUGACCUGCAGCUUGUUGGUCGGGAAGUUGGUUCUGUGCGUGAGAGUGUGAAGAUACCUAUUUUUGUCUCAUGUGGAAAAGAUAAUUUGUCUUAUGCUGACAUGUCAAGUCUGCUUGCCCUUGGUGCUAGCGGUUUUGUUAUAAGUUUGGCAAAUUUUGGUCGGUAUGGUGAUGAGUUCCUGCACAAAGUUUUUGGUACUGUGUAUGCAAGUACUGAUGACGGGAAUGUGAGUGAGAUUGAAUUGAAUGAUAAUGGUUUUCAGAGUGGGACAGAGAUUGUGGCUGGGUUUGUUAAGCUGGAGGAUAGGGAGAAACAGUUAAUAGAAACAGAGAGAUUGGUGUUGAAUGAAGCUGUUGAAGUUAUCAAGAAGGCUGCACCUCUGAUGGAGGAGGUUUCACUUCUUAAUGAUGCGGUUUCUCAAAUUGAUGAGCCGUUCUUACUGGUUAUAGUGGGGGAAUUCAACUCUGGUAAAUCCACUGUGAUUAAUGCACUUCUUGGAAAAAGAUAUCUCAAAGAGGGAGUUGUUCCAACAACUAAUGAGAUCACAUUUUUACGAUAUAAUGACUUAGAUAUCGAACAACAAAGGUGUGAAAGACACCCAGAUGGCCAAUAUAUUUGUUACCUUCCUGCUCCAAUUCUUAAAGAAAUGACCAUUGUUGAUACACCUGGAACUAAUGUGAUUCUUCAGAGACAGCAGCGUCUUACUGAGGAAUUUGUACCCCGUGCAGAUUUACUUCUUUUUGUCAUUUCUGCUGAUCGCCCUUUAACUGGAAGUGAGAUUGCUUUUCUUCGAUAUUCUCAGCAGUGGAAGAAGAAAGCAGUCUUUGUCUUGAAUAAAGUUGACAUAUAUCAGAAUAAUCAAGAGCUUGAGGAAGCAAUGUCGUUCAUUAAGGACAACAUACAGAGAUUGCUGAACACUGAAAAUGUCAUAUUGUAUCCUGUAUCUGCUCGGUCAGCUCUUGAAUCAAAACUUAUAGCUACCUCCGAUGUUGGGAAGCUAAAUGAAGAACUGUCAACCUCUGAUUCUCAUUAUGGUGCCAACAGCUUCUUUGAACUUGAAAACUUCCUGUAUAGCUUUCUAGAUGGGUCAACAAUCCCAGGAAUGGACAGAAUGAGGCUCAAACUUGAAACACCUGUUUCAAUUGCUGAUAGACUAAUAUCUGCAUGUGAAACACUUGUGACACAAGACUAUCGAUAUGCCAAGCAGGAUUUGGCUGCAGUGAAAGACAUUGUUAAUAGUGUAAAUGAUUUUGCUUUGAAUAUGGAAAUUGAGAGCCUUUCUUGGAGGAGACAAACUGUGUCUUUGAUUGAAACUACAAAAUCACGCAUCAUUGAGCUUGCUGAAACUAAUCUGCAAUUGGCAAAUUUUGAUAUUAUUGCUUCAUACGCUUUCAAAGGAGAAAAAAAUGCAAUGCCCACUACCUCAAAGAUUCAGAACGACAUUAUUGGCCCUGCUGUCUCAGCUGUCCAGAAAAUACUUCAAGAAUAUGAAGAUUGGUUAUAUUCCAAAUAUACCCUACAAGGGAGACUAUACAAGGAUUCCUUUGAAAAACGGUGGCCCUCGUUGAGGCAUGAAAGUAAUCAGAUGAAUUUUGAGACAAACCAGUUGCAAAAGAAAGUGGAUCAAGCUGGUAGUCGGGUGAUUGCCAAUUUCAGCAGCAGUGCAGUUUCAAAGGCAUUUGAGCAAGAAGUACGGGAAAUGAUCAUAGGGACUCUUGGUCAACUGGGUGUGGCCGGUUUAUCUGCUUCGCUACUGACAUCUGUUUUGCAAACCACCUUGGAAGAUCUUCUUGCUCUUGGUAUUUGUUCAGCUGGCGGGUAUCUAGCUAUAUCAACUUUCCCUGGUCGCAGGCAGAAGGUGAUAGAUAAGGUGAAAAGAAAGGCAGAUAACUUGGCAUAUGAACUCGAAGAAGCCAUGAAAAAGGAUUUAACUGAAACCAUAGAAAGUUUGAAUACCUUUGUGAAAGUCCUUAGCGAACCUUACCGAGAUGAAGCGCAGAAUAGACUUAACAACUUAGUACAGAUUCAAGAAGAAUUAUCAAAUGUUGAGAAAAAACUUAGAACACUACAAAUUGACAUUCAAAAUCUUCAUGUGUCGUGACUUUGAACUCUCUUGUUCAUUUAGCGCCCCUUCUAACAGUUCUACCUUACCAUGGAUCUUAGCCUCCCAAUUUUGGAGUAAUUAUUUUUUUAAAAUUGUCAACUUGGAGGACGCUUCUUCCA